AUGGCCGAUGCUGCGAGGACGAAGACUCCCAGACCGGGGCCGUUUGCACGACGAACACUGAAGAAAGCAUCGUCGCCAGGGCCUUUGCGCAUCACCAUGCUGAGUGGAGAACUCCUGGGCGAAACAGACGCACGGCGGCAUCGGACAGCAAGGAAGCUGGCGACGUACGUAGGGGAGUACUGCUGCGCCACGCCGGCACCGAAGCAGACCAUAAGGCUACUGCACGCCGGACGAAGGCUGCAGGGCGGGAGACUACGCAUCGAUGCCACAUCAACCGUGCAGGCCGUCUUCCUGCCCUACGUCCAGAUACACGACGGCUCGAGGGAGUCGGAAGACUUCCGCUUGGCCCUGUGGAACAGAAACACCUCGAAGCUGAAAAAAAUACUUUGGCGGCCACUGGACCCCAACACCGUCUUCCAGCAAUUCUACCCGACGCCGACUUCGGGACUGGAACUUCUCAUGCUGAACCAGAACAGACCCUGGUCGCUGCCUGCCCUACGAACGUUGCUGGAAGCCAAAGCAAAACUGGACCGACCCGAAAACAAAGACGUGCUGGCCCUCGCCGUGAGAUAUGCGCCAAGCAGCCACGUGGAGACGCUCCUAAAGCACCGGGCCGACCUGGGCGGCUCCGCGGAUCCCUGGCGGCCCCUGGACAUAGCAUGCCACGACCACCCCGAAAACCUGCUACAGGGCCGUCCACAUCCAGGCAAGAUCACGAUGCUGCUGGCAGCCCGAGCCGAUCCCACGCGAAUGCUCGAGGACCCGACCAGCUGGGCCCAAAACCCAAGCCACCCAGACUGGUCCUACGGAGCCAACCCUCGAAGCCUAGCAACCCUCGUGGCCCUAGCCUGCGCAGCAGCAGCUCACUCAGACCCGGAGUGCAUGCAGCAAGUCGCGCGAGCGGCAGCGAACAAAAGUGCCAUCCCCUUAGAAUAUGUAAGCGACAGCACCCCCGGAAUGCAGGUCCUCACCGCAAGCCUGUGCAGUGCAGCUUGCACAGGCAACGCCCGCAACGUGUGCUGGCUACUAGAAAUGCGAUGCCCAGCAAAUGCACGCGUCGGCCGACACCUCCUGGAAGGUGAGUUCUGUCUCGUACCCAAUGCCGAGAGUCAGUGCACAGCCUUAAACCUCGCAGUCAGAAGCGGCUCCGUCGCCGCCACCCAAGCACUCCUCCACGCCAAGGCCGAUCCGAAUCUCACCUUCGACGAGCUUGCCGCCCUGGACCGAGCUGCGCUGCACAAGGCACCAGCAACGAUAAUAGAAUGCAUACUAGCGGCCAGAGGCGAAGCGACCACGCCCACAGCGCACACGACAUCUCCGCUGACCGGGGCGCAUACCCGAGCGGCGAACCCGACAAGGCUCCUCAGCCCGGGGCCGCCUGCGGACUCGCAACCAAGCAAUGCGCAAGACGUCAGACGGGCCACUGCUCACGUUGGUAAAGCCAUCAUGCAGCCCGAAAGCAGCCGACGGUGGGCCGACAUGACAGACGACGACGAUCAGGCGACCGGCUGGGACUUCGAAGCGUUCAAGAAGGACUACCUGGCGAGGAGAUGCAGCCUGACACUUCUGACGCCCGUGCAUGCCCCAGGCGGAACAAUCAAGAUCGACGAGGCGCGCUGCCUGGAAAACCUCCCCGACAACCGCACCUCGACGGGACACGACCCCGCCCUCCGGCGCGAAGCCAAGAACACCCCGACGGAAGAAGGCAUCACGGCCCCCAAAAAGCCACUGCCGCGCCAGCCACGAUGGACGGCCGACGACGAGAGAGCCCUGGAUCGAGCUUUCCAGCGAGCAGAGGCCGACAGAGCCGCCGAGGCAACACCGCCAAGAAACGAAGCCGAGGAAGCGGCAAAGCUCGCAAGAAAUGCCGCUGAACCAUCUCACGAAGGACCGGCCGCGCGACGAGGGGGGGCCGAGGCGGACUCCGACCACGACACGGAGCCCGGACCAAGCGUCGAGGAGCACUUUCGGGGCAUGCUGGCCAUCAAGAAGAUGUCAGGCGACGGCAACUGCCUCUUCCACGCGCUCGGAGAGAACACCGGCGAGAACGGGGCAUGCCUCCGAGCCCUAAUCAUCCAGUACCUCAGAGACAACGCAGAAUCCGAAGAAGACGAAGAGCAAGUGCAGACCUGGCUACAGGAAAGCCAGUACCUCCAAAGCGAUCCGGGUCACUGGGGCGGCGACACGGCCAUCAUCGCUUUCACCCGCAUGAGGCAGCAGCGAGUCCUUUUGCACUGGCGGACGCCAAACGGCGACAUCCUCACGAGCGAGCGCACGCACUCGGACGUGGACGAAGCAGCCCAACGCGGGCCGCACGCAGCACCGAACGCCACGGAAGUGAUCCAUCUCUGGUACAACGGCAGGGACCACUACGACCUGCUAGUGCCCAUAGACCGAGCAGCGCCACCAGCACCACCACUGCCGCCACCACCACCACCACCACCACCCCACCCGAUUCCGCGCCCAGCCAAGCGCAGAAGAACCGCCGCCGGCGGAGAGGAGGCCCAUCAACAGGCCCAGGCGCGCAAGACGCCGUCGAAGCCGGCGACACGACCGCCCGAGCCAGAGGCGCAGGACGAGCCCAACCUCCUGGAAGAGCUCACCAGCAUGCCCGUGGCGCCGGACAGCAGCCACCCCCGGCGGAAACUGGAAGAGGCUCUCCGGCACCUCGCACACACCCAGCUGCGAGCCCAGCCGCUGAUACCGCCCGGAGCCAGGCCCGAAGACCUCGACCGUGGGGAACCCUGGCCAGGACAGUUCUGCGCCUUCCAGAGCUGCAACUGGUCAUUGCUCACGGGCACCGAGCAAGAGCUUCGAGAGCACGUCCAGCAAGAGCACGCAACAGCACUGCAGAGCGUCGCACAGCACCUACCCAAGCCAAUCCCGGCCGAUGCACUGGCCAGCGUCUACAACGAAGCCAUAGCCCUGCGGUGCAGAGAGGCCGCACCCGUGGCAGGAAGCUCGCGGGACAGAAGCGCGCUGCGGAGCUUCGCCGAAGCCACCAGCAAAGACAGGGUGGAAGCGAUCAUUUGCUUCUGCUGCGCAUGCAUCCACACACGCGUGGCCGACGCCGAGGCCGCGGGCCCCAUCCGCUGGCGCAGGCUCAUCCAGGGUCCCCCCAGCAACGACAGGACCCACGCCGAGACAACCGAACGUCUGCACGACAUCCUGAGCAUCGACAAGUACCUGGGGCUCUACGGCGACCUCGCCGGGGACGUCAAGCUCACCGACGUGGCCGAGCUGAACGAGUGGACCGUGACCAUCCCCGGGCUCGGCGACAUACUCUGCUGCCCAGAAGACCACCGCUGCCACGCCAAUCCCCAGCGACGAGGUCCAGACCUGGGCGCCGGGGAGGGGGGCCGGGGAUCCCGGACGCAAGGCAGCCUAGGGUACCCAAAGGGCUCGGGACCUAAAGCCCUGAAGGAAACCCAGCAACCCCACAGAAAACCCUGCGCACCUGCACUCCAAACCUUGCUGCCUCACAGCCCCAUGCCUUCCAACCUCCGAAGCCACACCCUGAACAAAACCACAAGCCUCGCGCACUCCGACCUUGCAGCCUACGAAAACCCAAACCACCUCGGAACUCCCUGA
Molecule: messenger RNA, 3591 nt
Organism: Symbiodinium sp. CCMP2592
Lineage: Eukaryota; Dinophyceae; Suessiales; Symbiodiniaceae
Source: the annotation of a GenBank genome assembly